UCGAAAGAACAAGAUUCGAGGGAUAAGAAAUCAAUUGGUUUAUACAAUAUCGUGAAAUAGAUACUGGAUAUUGAAUAGUUGGCGCUGAGUCUUAUUGUUGCGUUGCAAUAUAUGGUUGGGCGGUACUAUUUUGUUAUUUGUGGGCCUCAUGAUGAGGCAUUGUUUGAUUUAGACUAUAAUUCGCCGAGCAAAACAUCAGGAAGCAAGGCAGAUGAAUGUCUCCACUUAAACCAAUUUGUAGCACAUGCUGCAUUAGAUAUGGUCGACGAUCACCUAUGGACUAAAGCUGACACGUACCUUAAGGUCAUAGACAAAUUUAACGAGUGGUUGGUUUCAGCUUUCGUGACCCCAGGAAGACUUCGGUUCAUUUUACUUCAUGAAGAAUCAAAUGAAAAUCGUAUAAAGUACUUUUUUCAAGAUACUUAUGAAGCCUAUAUCAAGUUGGCACUUAAUCCUUUCUUUGAACGUGAAAAACGAAUAACAUCUUUCAGCUUCUCGAAACGGGUCCAAAGGAUUGCUAACAAACAUUUUGGCUAAUAUUGAUGAAUUUCCAGUAAUUUCUCAGCUAACUGUAUAUUAUUUACUAUAUUUUAGUUUCCUUUUUUUACAAUGUAACUAAUACACUAAUAAUAAUAAUUUAAGUCGAUUUGAUUUUUGGUAAACG
Molecule: messenger RNA, 664 nt
Organism: Schistosoma turkestanicum
Lineage: Eukaryota; Metazoa; Platyhelminthes; Trematoda; Strigeidida; Schistosomatidae
Source: the annotation of a GenBank genome assembly